This is a messenger RNA of Erigeron canadensis, 1943 nucleotides long. Its product is annotated as mechanosensitive ion channel protein 10-like. The transcript has 7 exons. Gene Ontology annotation, biological process: detection of mechanical stimulus; monoatomic anion transport; transmembrane transport. The record is from RefSeq and is a predicted model, not a curated record. Gene Ontology annotation, cellular component: plasma membrane. Lineage: Eukaryota; Viridiplantae; Streptophyta; Magnoliopsida; Asterales; Asteraceae. Gene Ontology annotation, molecular function: mechanosensitive monoatomic ion channel activity. The coding region runs from base 1 to 1785 and encodes 594 amino acids.
AUGAAGUUGGAUAGUGAUGAAGUCAUAGUGGAGAUUCCUGGUGCUGACGGCAAAAACUCUGUUUCUGGCAAUUACCCAAAUACAGAGGAUGUUCAUUUGCAUGAUUCAGGUCUGAGAUCAAGAAAAAAUGUAGCCGCAGUUACAGAUAUAGCAGAGACUAAUCGAAUUACUACUACGUCACAGUUACAGAUUGAGGACGACAGUAGUAGCCAGCUGAAGACAAAAUCUAGCAUCAAUGAACCAGAAAUUUCUAGCAAUAGUGAGACCGGGAAUAUUGAUAGAGUAAGUGUAUCUGGUUCUCCAUUAAUAAUGAUAGAAAAUCUGAGAGCCGUCUCUCCUGUAAAACCUACAACCCCUUUAAUGGCAUCAAUAGGUAAAGAAAAGGAUGAGAUUGUUCAUUAUCCUUUACGAUAUAGACUAAAGAAAAUCAAGGUUCUGGUAAUUAUCGAGUUCUGUUUAUUUGUUUGCAUUACAUCAGUUUUAAUUCUAAGUGUAAAUGUCAGUAAACUUGAAAAGAAAGAGAUUUGGAAUUUAAAAUUAUGGAAAUGGUGUGGUUUGGGAUUGGCAAUUUUCUGUGGCCGUUUAUUUUCAGAGUGGUUGAUGAAUAUCGUAGUUUUCUUGAUUGAAAAGAAAUUCCCCAAUAAUAAAGUUAUGUAUUUGGUUCAUUCUGCGUAUAAGAGCUUUUGGGUUUUUAUCUGGUUAGGCUUGAUUCUACUAACAUGGGUGCUCUUGAUCAACCGAGGUGUCAGUAGAUCAAGUGACACAGACAAGGUUCUAAAUGAUAUCACAAGGGGGAUUGCAUCGAUACUCAGAACUAUGGUUUUGAAGUUCUUAUAUUCUUCAUUUUAUUUGAAAAGAUUCUUUGAUAGGAUUCAGGAAAAUAUAUUCCAUCGAUACAUACUUCAAAACCUUUCAGGGAAAUCAUUGAUGGAGCUUUCAGAAAUGAUUCAAACUAAAGCUGCCGCUGAUCUUAUAUUUAGAAAUGUAGCUAAACCCGAGUACAAUUACAUCGAAGAGGAAGAUCUUUUGCGUUUUAUGAACAAAGAGGAGGCAGAUAUGGUGCUUUCAUUGAUUGGAGGAGCAGUGGAAAGGGGAAGGAUCAAUAAGAAAUCUGUUCUUAAUUGGGUGGUGAGCAUCUAUCUGAAGAACAAAUUGUUGCAGCAUUCUCUAAAUGACAUAAAAGAAGCCAUAAAUAUAUUAAACAAGUUUAUAACUGGGCUUUUGGUAGUAGUACUCAUAAUCCUUUGGGUAAUACUCAUGGGUAUUGUUUCAACAGAAGUGUUGCUUUUCAUUUCAUCUCAGUUCUUACUUGCUGUUUUCACAUUUGGGAGCUCUGCUAAGUCAACAUUUGAGGCCAUGAUAUUCGUAUUUGUGAAACACCCAUUUGACGUUGGUGAUCGUUGUGUCAUUGAUGGUAUCCAGGUUGUUGUAGAAGAAGUGAGCAUUUUGACUACCGUCUUCCUGAGAUAUGACAAGGAGAAAAUGUACUAUCCAAAUUCAAUAUUAGCUACAAAAUGCAUCAGCAACUUUAAUCGAAGUCCAGAGAUGAUGGAUACCGUAGAGUUUGAUUUAGAUAUUUCUACUUCAGUUGAAAACAUUUCAGCUCUAAAAGCUAAAAUUAAAACUUACAUAGAUAGCAAGCCUCAGUUAUGGCGACCAGAGCACAGUGUUCAGGAUUAUGAAGAGAAAAGCGAAAGAAGAUCAAACCUGGUGCUGGAGCUGAAGAACAUCUUCCAACAACUUGGAAUCAAGUAUCAUAUUCUUCCCCCAACAACUUCUAGUUAGCUACAUAGGUUGCGUCUGCAUCACCAUUGGCAACUACUUUUUUAGUGAAUCCUGAUCAAAUGAUCAAAUCCAGUCAUGAUUCUUAAUUAUUCCUCAUUUAUUGAUUUCAAUGGUAAUCACAAUUAGUAUUUCCCUUUUUUUUUGCAUGAUUAAAUAAA